GUCCGGCCUCACCCAGGGCGCAGAGGGAUUCAUCAAAAAUAAGAGUAUUAUCACCUGCGGUGGAUAGUCCAUUCAAAUCGGCUGAAGUGCUCGGAAGUGCCUGGACCCGGUGAAGCCGAGUCAAGACUGCUCAUUCCACGGUGUGUGCUGCUCGUGCGUGAACGUGUGUUGUCGCAGAGUUGUGCAGAGACGGUUGUACGUGUAGACAGUAAGGAUCGGGCAUUUUGGAUCAGCAAACGUGACGAGCAUCGUGCGGUGUGUGCAAGCUCUGCAUAUCAACUAUCAACCCGACGUUCAACCAGGAUUCGGCGAAUCACCAUGCGAUACAUCUUGAUCGUGUUUGCGGCGACAGUCGCGUGCAUCUACGCACAAAGCUUCAAGUGUCCGCCCAAGGAUGGACAGUACGAGGAUCCGCUGCAGUGUGAUAAGUUCUACGAAUGUAACGAUGGACGCGCCACGGAACGGCUCUGCCCGGACGGGCUCGUCUUCGAUCCUACCAUUCGCAAGAUUAACAAGUGCGACCAACCCUUCAACGUGGACUGUGGAGAUCGUGUGGAGCUGCAACCGCCCCGUGGAAACAAUCUCUGUCCGCGUCGUAACGGAUUCUUCGCCCAUCCGGAUCCGGCCGUGUGCAACGUGUUCUACAACUGCAUUGAAGGCGAGGCAACGGAGAUUACCUGUACCGCCGGUCUGCACUUUGACGAGUAUACCGGCACAUGCGUUUGGCCGAACGAUGCCGGUCGCCAGGGAUGUAACCCGGGCGCUAACAAGAAACUGAAGGAUGGAUUCACCUGCCCGAAGGAACAGAAGACGGACGAAUCGGGACAGGCUGUGGCUCACCCGAAGUAUGCCCAUCCGACCGACUGUCAGCGGUUUUACGUCUGCCUGAACGGGGUGGAACCACGCGAUCUCGGCUGUCAGGUCGGCGAGGUGUACAACGAAGAGACGGAACGGUGUGAUGCACCGGAAAACGUUCCCGGAUGCGAGGACUGGUACAAGGAGAGUGACGAGAAGAAGAACUAAGUUGCCUUCAAGUCCUCUUCCCCCUUCAUUAGCUCAGAUUCUUCCUCGAGCAUCUGGCCCUCCUCAAGAAAGGAGGGCGCUGGGAUCUUCUCCAACAACAACAAGAAAAGCCCAAGAAUUUGCAGACUGAAGACAACCUUCCCACGGACGCCUCUUGCAGUUGGAGUUCCACCGGAAAACAAAAACACAUAUUCUUACAAAAAAAAAAAUAAAGAAAAAAAAGGUUGGAAAAACGAAGAAGCAAAAACAAAAAUGGCUACCACGAUUGGAUGCCGUUGGUCGGAAUGUGCUCGGGGUUUGUAGCGCACGCCAAUGAAAAGACUCAUUACGUUUGUACUUUUGUUUGUAAACUAUGUUAACAAAAAAAAAAAAAAACCCACUUACAAUGUGUACCAUGCGUGUACGUUCUUUUUCUCUCUCAAUUAUUAUUGAGCUAUAAAAGAUAAUAAAUAAACAAAACUAUGACACAAAA
This is a messenger RNA of Anopheles stephensi (Asian malaria mosquito), 1495 nucleotides long. Its product is annotated as protein obstructor-E-like. Lineage: Eukaryota; Metazoa; Arthropoda; Insecta; Diptera; Culicidae. Gene Ontology annotation, molecular function: chitin binding. The transcript is spliced from 5 exons. Bases 319 to 1023 code for a protein of 234 amino acids. Gene Ontology annotation, cellular component: extracellular region. The record is from RefSeq and is a predicted model, not a curated record.